Messenger RNA from Amphiprion ocellaris (clown anemonefish), 6014 nucleotides. RefSeq names its product golgin subfamily A member 6-like protein 25. The record is from RefSeq and is a predicted model, not a curated record. Bases 3162 to 4643 code for a protein of 493 amino acids. The transcript has a single exon. NCBI's taxonomy places the organism in Eukaryota, Metazoa, Chordata, Actinopteri, Pomacentridae.
CAUCACCACAACAUCAAGUUGACAUUCAGUUUUAAAAACAAAUAGGAUGUGUGCCUGUGAUGCAUUCGGUUCCUCAGAAAACAUGUGUACUGGUGGAGUAGUCUUAUCUGGUGGGCAGGAAUGACCUCCUGUAUUUUAAGGAGCCUCCAGCUGAACACUCCCUUGACUUUCAUAGUUGCCAGCUGCAAAUAAAACUGUUCUGGCCUCAACAGACUAGUUGCUGCACACACUUAAAGACCUAAGAUUCCCAGAAAGUAGAGCCUACUGUGUCCCUUUCCUGAAAUUUUACUACUUGCUGCAACUCCUUACUGGCAGGCCUACCCACAUGCACGGUCAAACCUGUGCAGAUGAUCCAGAAUGCUGCAGAUUUGGUCUGGUUUUCAACCAGCCAAAAACAGCUCAUGUCACCAUCAGAUCGCUUCACUGGCUUCAGUUGCUGCUUACAAUGAAAACAGCUCCCUCCAAGCUGAACUCUCUCAUUCAGGUCUACACUCCCUUCCACUCGGCCAACAAAAGGCGCCUGAUACAACCACCACAACAGGGCCGAUUGAUAGCUAGACUUUCUCCUCUGUGGUUCCUCGCUGAUGGAACUAAUUACCAAACUCUGUUCGAUCUGCAGAGUCUCUCUCAGUCUUUAAGAAAAGACUAAAAGCCCAGUUCUUCACUGAACACCUUUGCAAUUGACAGACUGCAAAAAAAUAUAAUUCCUAUUACAUCCACUCCGCCUAUAAACACCACGGUCCUAUUAUUACACUUGAACUUGUUUCAUGACACUUUUCCAGGUUGUUUUCUCCUGACUAGAUCCUUGCUUGGGUUGUAUCUACUUUCAGAUGUAAGUCCCUUUGGAUAAAAGUGUCUGCUAAAUGGAAUUGUAGAAUCAUAGAAUUGUACUUCCGUAUGACAAUGAAAACUUUUUGGUGGUUUGUUUUGCUGUUUUCUCAUAUGUUUGUUGGCUCUGUGGGCUCCUUAUUACACACUUCCUUGAGAGGUGUUUCUCAGACACAGACACAAUUUGUUAUUUUCCAUAUACAAUUUGAUAUAUUGCCAGAAAAGAAAUAUCUGUCAUGAUUAUCUGAACUUAAUAAAAAGAACACAAUCAAAACAAUUUUUGAAUAAGCUCAUUUUAAUAUUGUUUGGCUAAUUAGAAGGUGGUUGUUACUAAAUUGGGAUGCUUAUUUAGUUAACAUUUUAGUGAUAUCCAGUUAUUUUUUAUUAAUAAGUGAUUGUUUCCAUAAUAAAUAAUUCUGGAAUUUGUAAAGACAUGAUCAUGAUGAACAUUAAAAACAUUAGUUAUUUUUACUUUUAAUUAAAAUAUAUGCAAGAUCUAUCCCAUGGACUUCAAAAGCCCCUCAAUUAUAUAUUGAACUGGGAGAAGGCUGGUUGGUUCCACAGACAGAUGGAUGGUUUUAUAACCAAACAGUUCUGGUCUGCUGCAGCUGAAGACCCUGCAAAGCCAAAAUUGGAGGCUGCUUCAUGUUGUUUGCCUCGAGUAACACGAGCGCAUGUCUAAUGUGAUAAAAACCUUAGUUAAACACAAUUUAGAUCCUUAGAUUUCCUCAAAAGCAUUGCUUCUGCUCAGUAACACUUGCAAGUUAAUUUGUAAUAAAGAAAAUUUUAGUUAAAUCUGCUAAAUGUGCAUCUUUGCUCUGACAUUUUUAUUUUCCCGAACCUUUCUGCAACAAAUGUGAUUCUUUUGAUUCCUGUGUGUAAGCAGACAAAGAUAAAGAAUAACCUGACCAGGUGCAUGAAAACAUUGCCCUCUCCUGGACUUCUGUUGUCAUUUAGGUGUUCCAACAGGUCUUUAUACAGAACACAGUGCAACACAGUCAGAGGUGAGUUCCCCAAGCGUUAGCACAUAAAGCAUAAACUAAGCUAAACUUAAUAUAUCAGCAAAAAAAAUUAGAAUAAAAAAUAAAAACAAAUUUUCUAAAAAAUAUAUGCCUUUCUACCUAAAAGAAAAAAAAAUAAUGUGAUGUUUAUCUUAGAAUGAUUGAAUACCUACAUAUAAGCAACAAUUUAAAAAAAGGCAACCAAGUGUCCUAUUGUGGCCCUCGAAUCUUGGGCAGGUGUAAUCGCUCAAAAACCUUUUUCAUUGUAAAAAAGAAAAACAUUAUCUCUACCUACCUCCUCUGGUUUCAACGCCUUCUUGCAGAAUAUAAAGAUGAAAGAGAAAGAAAUAUGCACAGCAGUUAAACAUUGUUCGCAGUGCAGUCAUAGCUUUUGAAGGUUCAAACAGUCCCAAGAAGAACGGAGCAAAGUUUUUGAUUUCAUUUCACAGCUGAUGCACUUAUCUGUGGCCUUAUUAAUAAAAUUAAUAAUGUUUUCUUCAUUAUAGUAAAAUCAGUUUGUACAGCAUAAGACAUAGAGAGAAAUUUUCUCAAAAAAAUUCUCCCAGAAAUACUUCCAGCAGUUGACUUGUUACCAGUUUUUACAAACAUCAAGACGGUGCAGCUCAUGUAUCAGAAUAUAUUCAUGUUUUAAUGCUAUUUAUCAAUUUGUGUUAAUUUGAAAGCAACAAUAGUGUUUGAAAAGCCAGAGUUUUAACCUGUUUGACUCAUCGUGACUUUUCUGUUGUGUUAACUUUCAAACAACAAUGUUUAUUUUGAUUCCUGAAACAGUUUUAAAUAGUUUUUUUUCAUUCAGUAGAAAAAAUAUUGUUUGCCUCUAUGUUUAGAGGAGGUUUUGAGGAUUUAAGAAUCACACUCACAACAGCCCUAAGUGAUUUUAGAUACUGUUUCACAGUAUUUUCCAUUUAUUUUUCUGAUUGUAAUAUCUGACAAGCAGUACACCUGCCACUUUUCAUAACAGACUCUUCAAUACAGUUGAUAGUUGGAAAAGCUACAGUGUGCUGUGUGAAAGACAUGGCAGCAACAGUGUAUUUCAAAAAUAACACCUUUUCUGCUGCUGGGCAAAAAGGCACAUUUGACAUUCUAGAAUCCUCCUGAUAUCACAGCCAGGUACAAUUGUGAUGUCACAUUCCGACAUCAUCAGGCAGCAGCAUAAAAAGGACAGAUUCAGAUCAAAUCAGUCAUUCGGUUGGAAAUAUCUCCACGAGACACAAACUAAGCCACAGAGUUGAAGGACAACGAACCUCGAGACAAACUAGUCUUCUACAGACCCGACAUUUUCACAGAUCUUCAGAGAAUCUUUGCUUGUGCGUCAUGGCUCAAAGAUUCAAACAAAAACGGCAACAAGGAUACGCUACCAAUCCUCGCCACGGUGGUCACCAAAACCAAGCUCAGGAACUGGCUGAGCUGCGAAAAGCCUUGGAGGCAUGCCAGGCUGAAAACCAGCAUCUGAUGGAGCACAAUCACCACCUGGAAGAGCACAUCAACAUGCUUGUGGAUGAUAAUAAGAAGAUGAGUGAGAAACUGAUCCAGAACAACACCCUGUUCGGCAUUAAGGAUGCUCUUGUGACAAACAGGGAGGUUUUGAUUAUAGAGCUGAAAGAGCUGCUGAAGGCUGAGAGGCAAAGAUUCACCAAGUCCAGCAAGACCAAGGAUCAAGAGCUGAAUCAGCUGAAGGAACAGCUCAGACAGAAGGAAGAAGAGAUGGUGAGACAGCAGAACCAAGAGGAAGUGAAGGAGGCAGUGCAAGAGUCAAAAGACCUGAAGGACAAUACUGUCCUGCAAAAUGAAAUGAUUGAGGAAGAAAGAGUGCAGGAAGUAAAAAACCUGCUGGAAGAUGAAAAACUGCAGGAAGAAAAAAACCUGCUGGAAGAUGAAAACCUGCAUGAAGAGGAAAAAGUGCAGGAAGAGGAGAAACUGCAGGAAGUAAAAAACCUGCAGGAAGAGGAGAAACUGCAGGAAGUAAAAAACCUGCUGGAAGAUGAAAACCUGCAUGAAGAGGAAAAAGUGCAGGAAGAGGAGAAACUGCAGGAAGUAAAAAACCUGCUGGAAGAUGAGAAACUGCAGGAAGAAAAAAACCUGCUGGAAGAUGAAAACCUGCAUGAAGAGGAAAAAGUGCAGGAAGAGGAGAAACUGCAGGAAGUAAAAAACCUGCAGGAAGAUGAAAACCUGCAGGAAGAGGAACAAGUGCAGGAAGAGGAGAAACUGCAGGAAGUAAAAAACCUGCAGGAAGAUGAGAAACUGCAGGAAGAAAAAAACCUGCUGGAAGAUGAAAACCUGCAUGAAGAGGAAAAAGUGCAGGAAGAGGAGAAACUGCAGGAAGAAAAAAACCUGCUGGAAGAGGAGAAACUGCAGGAAGAUGAGAAACUGCAGGAAGAAAAAAACCUGCUGGAAGAUGAAAACCUGCACGAAGAGGAAAAAGUGCAGGAAGAUGACAAACUGCAGGAAGUAAAAAACCUGCAGGAAGAGGAGAAACUGCAGGAAGAUGAGAAACUGCAGGAUGACGACAAACUGCAGGAAGAAAAAAACCUGCUGGAAGAUGAAAAUCUGCAGGAAGAGGAACAAGUGCAAAAAGACGACAAACGGCCAGAUGAGGACAAAGACUCAGAGGAGGAGAUAAAAGAAAUUGAGGAGGAACAGGAAAUCCCAGAGGUGGACAACCAAGAGGUCCCUGUCAAGAAAAACAAGGGAUUCUUUGGUUUCUUCAGAAGACUGAUGGCAGGAAAGACAGAGGAAGAGAAAAGGAGCAAAAAAGAAAAAAAAGAGAAACAUGGCCGUUGGAGUUGCUUACACUGAAGUUCGACUAUGACAGCAAGUUGAGGAGGCUGCUCUUUCAUCCUCCUCCCCUCUUCUCCCUCUCCUCACCCUUUCUCUAUCCUCCACCUCUCCAUCCUCCACCUCUCCAUCCUCCACCUCUCCAUCCUCCACCUUUCUAUCUCCCACCUCUCUAUCCUCCACCUCUUCCAUGACUAUCCACAACCAUUUCCAUCUCCUCCACCUUCAUCCCUCCUCUUCUUCUGGAUCCUUCCACCUACUUCUUUCUCCACCCUCACCCCCUGUCUCCUCUCCAUCACUCCUUCUCUACCUUUCUUUCUUUAUUCCAGCCCUCUUCCAUCUCUAUUACCCCAUCUCUCACUUUCCUUUCACCCUCUAUCUCUCUCAAAAACAUUAAAAAAACAAAUAAAAAAGAAAAAAAAUAACUCUAAUUGUAGUUGUUUGAAAGUAAGAACAAUAUCAAUUGAAAAGAAAGCAACAAGUUAUCUUUCUGCAUGUUUCUGCUUCACUGAACAAACAUGACUUAAUCACAAUUCUAGCUGUUGUUGUUCAAAUAUUCACAAUUCACUUCAUGCAGUUUGUUGGCUGAACAAAAGUUCAUUAAAUUAAAUUAAACUCAAAAAGGUUAAUGCAAAUAGUUGUGUUAUAUUUAUUUAUUUUUCAAACAUUUCAAACAUUGCUUUCUAGAGUGGAUGGUGCUCAGAGUUAGAAUUAGAUUAUUGAGAAAACUUUCACACCCAUGAGAGUGAGUGGAGGAAAUUCUCAAAAGCCUUUUACAUGUCUCUGUUGGUCUUUAUGUCAAGUUUGUACUAUCCUUUCAUUCAUAAUAAGCUUUUGUUUGUCAUCUCCUCCUCAUAGUAGUUGGAGUUGGGAUGGAUAACAUCUAGUCCAGUUACUAUAGUAUCAUGCUAUUAGGUUUGCUCUGUCUGCAUAGCAGUUUGGUCACUGAUCAAAAGAAAAGCAGUUCAUAGAAUCUUCUGAUGUCUGCCAAUAUCAAGCAAUAUGAACAUCUGUCAAUAAGCCAAGACCUACAGCAGGUCAUGAACUGACAAAGGAAAACAGUUCCAGCCUUAAAAAAAAAACUGACUUGAUAGAGGAAGAGUGUCUGUGACUGAUAAUGUGGGUUUUCUGUGUUACUGUUUUUCAUGUUUCUGUCCUACCAGAGAAAAUUCUUCUCGGGGGAAAAUUUCCAGACACAACAAGAGUCAAAGUGUUUCCUGUGUUCAAAAACAAACGUUGAAAAAACGGAUGGUCUUAUAAUCAGGGACAUGUUAUAUUCAGACCAUUUUGCUAUGUUUAACCCAACAUCGUGUACUUCCUAGUCUUUGCUGUCAUGCUGCAGCAUGUCAUGACCAUCAGCUGUAGAUCAGAUCUCUGAGGUUUUUUGGUUUG